This is a messenger RNA of Nannospalax galili (Upper Galilee mountains blind mole rat), 2269 nucleotides long. RefSeq names its product zinc finger AN1-type containing 2A (gene Zfand2a). The record is from RefSeq and is a predicted model, not a curated record. Gene Ontology annotation, biological process: proteasome-mediated ubiquitin-dependent protein catabolic process; protein targeting to ER. The transcript is spliced from 8 exons. The coding region runs from base 253 to 1017 and encodes 254 amino acids. NCBI's taxonomy places the organism in Eukaryota, Metazoa, Chordata, Mammalia, Rodentia, Spalacidae. Gene Ontology annotation, molecular function: zinc ion binding. Gene Ontology annotation, cellular component: endoplasmic reticulum; cytoplasm.
GAGCGCCCGGAACGCCCAGGAAGCAGAUCCCCGGGCUGUGGAUAAAUGGCUGGGGCUGCAGCCGCUGUGAUGCUGCGCUUUUUGCGAGGAGCUGAAUACUGUGCGGGGCUCGGAGCUGCAUUUCCCGCCGCCGUGUCGCCGGGCUGACCACGGAGGACACCGUUCGUCCCUGUCUGACGCCGGUGCCCCGCUGCCCGCCAGAGCCAGGUAAUCCUUGACUGCCACCUGUGCUUGGGACGAGGUUUUUUCAUAAUGGAAUUUCCAGAUUUGGGGAAGCACUGUUCAGAACAGACUUGCAAGCAAUUAGAUUUUCUGCCAAUAACAUGUGACGCCUGUAAGCAAGAUUUCUGUAAAGACCAUUUUUCCUAUGCGGCCCAUAAGUGUCCUUUUGCAUUCAAGAAGAAUGUGCAGGUGCCUAUAUGUCCACUCUGCAGCAUCCCUGUCCCUGUGAAGAGGGGUGAGAACCCAGAUGUGGUGGUCGGAGAGCACAUGGACAGAGACUGCACCUCCCACCCUGGCAGGAAGAAAGAGAAGGAAGGAUGGAACCCUCGCAUGUGUAGAUGUCCUCCAGCAGGCGACACAUCCCAGAGCUUGGUCCAAACUCCACCCUACACUGGGAGGUUCAUGCAGGUUUUCACACACCGCUGCUCCAAAGAGGGAUGCAGGAAGAAGGAGAUGCUGCAGCUGGCUUGUGUGCAGUGCCGUGGCAACUUCUGCAUCCAGCACAGGCAUCCACUGGACCAUAGCUGCCAACCUGGGAGCAGCUCAGCCAGCAGAGCGGGGACUUCAGCAACCAGGGCUCCUGAACCGAAGCCGUUGGGAGCUUUAAACGCCUUGUCCUCCAGUUGGCUGGCCAAGCAACUCAGGUCCUAUUCCAAAAUGCAUGUGGAAGGUGAAGCGAUGGUGAGAUUCUGGUCUGCCUCCACUCUGCCCCACACACCAGCUCGUUUCUGCACUGUUUUCAUCUUGCUGGCAGGCCUCCAGUGCUGCCCUGCAUCUCUACUGCCAACAGAGUGAAUAUGAAAACUUCCUGUGAAUAUACAAGUUAGGAGUCAGGAGAUGGCUCAGUGGGUAAAGUGCUUGUCUCACAAACAAGGACUUUAGUUCCUCCCCAGAACCCAUGUUAAAAAGAGCUAGGCAUGGUGGAACACACUUGUCAUCCCAGCAGAGGGAUGGAGGAUCCUGAGGCUCACUGUCAGUCAACCUAGCCUAAUUGGAGAGAGGCCAGAGAGAGACCCUGUUUCAAAAACCAAGGUGUACGGCUCCUGAGGAACACUAAGGUUUGCCUCUGGCCUCCCCACACACAUGCACGCGCACACAGAAAGAAUGCACAAAAUAAAUGAUGAGAGCAAUUCAGCCAAACUCAGGUGGAUUAGAAUGCCAGCCAUCUUAGACAAAGCUGUCCGGUGUACCACAUGUGCCUUAAAACCACGAAAGCAGGCAUAGGGCUUCCUUCAGUACUGUCCUGAGUAUUGGUAUAGAGUUCUGGCAGCCUGUUGAGACUGUUAACUCUGCCCAGGUGACAUAUCCUAGUCAUGCAUUUCAGGUUGUGGCCUUUAGAUAUAAUGGGGGGGAUUCCCAUUCAGUCUCCCUCACAGAGACAUGACUAGGACCACUUGCCUAGAGCUGAUGGUUCUCCAGGGUAGGGGCAGCAUAUCAGUACAGUGCUACCCUCCACCCCAGCUUCUGACUAGGUGUGGGGGCACUUGGGAUUUGCACUUAGAACAAGAUCCAGACCAUGCUGCUAUCUGGGGACACACUGAGAUAAACCACUUUCCUGUGCCUCUGCUGCCCAGGGUGACAGCCAGUAGCCACAGUGAGGCACACUAGAGAUGUACCCAACACAACUAAGCUUUUAAUUAUACUUCAGUUUAAAAAUAGCUGAGUUCAAUUAUUAGGAAAAGUUAUAUUAGGGACUUGGAUAUGCUAAUCUAUUUUUUAACCUUUCGUUUUAUGAAAAGAUGUUUCUUAAAGAUGUUUAAGCGGAGAUGACUCCAAAUCUGGACUCAAAAAUCACAUUUAGAAAGGGGGUGCAUGACUCAGUGGUAAUGCACUUGCCUAGAGUCCCACUGUAAGGGGCUGGGUGUGUGGAUCAGCGUUAGAGCACCUGCCUAGCAUGUGCCCAGCCCUAUUCCAUCCCCAGUACUUGAAGAAAGCAAAACAAAAAUCACACUGGGCUUUGAAGACAAUACCAAAUGUAGAUAACUAUUUAAAACCUGGUUUACAUGUUGAAAUACUAUAUAAUGGUUAAAUAAAGUUAUUCACCUGU